This is a messenger RNA of Lagopus muta (rock ptarmigan), 3680 nucleotides long. It is a transcript of the gene FMNL1, whose product is annotated as formin like 1. The record is from RefSeq and is a predicted model, not a curated record. Gene Ontology annotation, cellular component: cytosol. Gene Ontology annotation, biological process: cell migration; regulation of cell shape; cortical actin cytoskeleton organization. Gene Ontology annotation, molecular function: actin filament binding; small GTPase binding. Bases 16 to 3672 code for a protein of 1218 amino acids. The transcript has 27 exons. Lineage: Eukaryota; Metazoa; Chordata; Aves; Galliformes; Phasianidae.
UCCCUGCUGCUGGGGAUGCUCAGAGCCCUGCCCAGAGGUGUGGUGAAUUUGCACAGCCUCAGCUCGUCCUCCUUUGGCAGCCGGGGGGAAAAGAGGAAGAGAGGAGGGCCCCCAGCCGUCCCCACUGCCCUCCCCAGCCCCAUCUGUCUCCCUCCUUUCCUUUCUUACAAAAAUAUUAUUAAAAUGAAACCGGCCCCGAGGCGCAGCCCGGCGCCGCGCAGCCGUGGGCUUUGGGACCCUGGAGCCGGGCUGCGGCGGAGGGCGGCAGCUCCGCUUCCUGCCCAGCCCAGCUCGCUGCAGCGUGACCGCUCCGCUCCUCUCCAUCUCCGGCACCCCGGGCACCCCGGGCCCGGCGGCAGCGCCAUGGGCAACGCGGCCGGGGGCAUGGAGGGGGCUGCGGCCAGAGAGAACCGAGACCCCCGGGCUCCGGGCCCCGCCGCCGCCGCCGCCGCCACCCCACCGCGGCCGCCGCCGCCCGCCCGGCAGCCCAUGCCCUCCGCGGACGAGCUUGAGGAGCGCUUCAGCCGCGUCCUGAGCUCCAUGAACCUGCCCCCAGACAAGAUGAAGCUGCUCAGCCAGUACGACAAUGAGAAGAAGUGGGAACUUGUCUGUGACCAGGAGCGUUUCCAGGUGAAAAACCCGCCGUCUGCCUACAUCCAGAAGCUGAAGAGCUACUUGGACACGGGCGGUGUGAGCAGGAAGUUCAAGCGGCGAGUGCAGGAGUCAACACAGGUGCUCCGGGAGCUGGAGAUUUCCUUGAGGACCAACUACAUUGGCUGGGUCCAGGAGUUUCUCAACGAGGAGAACAAGGGGCUGGACGUGCUGCUGGAGUACCUCGCCUUUGCCCAGUGCUCUGUCGCGUAUGACAUGGAGAGCACUGAGAAUGGCAGCCCGGGCUCUGAAAAGGGCAAACCCCUGGAGCGGUCAGUUGAGGACCUGAGCAAAAGCAACUCCUCAUCUCCCACACACGGCAUCUCCAAAGUGCGGCACCUCACCGUCAGGCUCAACCCCUCGCACAGCAGGAAGGCACUGAGGAAUUCUCGCAUCGUCAACCAGAAGGAUGAUGUCCAUGUCUGCAUCAUGUGUCUCCGUGCCAUCAUGAACUACCAGUCUGGCUUCAGCCUGGUGAUGAACCACCCAGCCUGUGUCAACGAGAUCACCCUGAGCCUCAACAACAGGAAUGCCAGGACAAAGGCACUCGUGCUGGAGCUGCUGGCUGCAGUCUGCCUGGUCCGAGGUGGCCAUGACAUUAUCCUCGCUGCCUUUGACAACUUCAAGGAGGUCUGCGGUGAGAAGAACCGCUUUGAGAAACUGAUGGAGUAUUUCCGAAACGAGGACAGCAACAUCGACUUCAUGGUCGCCUGCAUGCAGUUCAUCAACAUCGUGGUGCACUCGGUGGAGAACAUGAACUUCCGCGUAUUCCUGCAGUACGAGUUCACCCACCUGGGGCUCGACCAGUACCUGGAGAGCCUGCGUCUCACCGAGAGCGACAAGCUGCAGGUACAGAUCCAAGCCUACCUGGACAACGUCUUUGAUGUGGGGGCCAUGCUGGAGGACUCAGAGACCAAGACGGCCGUGCUGGAGCACAUGGAGGAGCUGGAGGAGCACGUCAGCCAGCUGACGGAGAAGCUGCAGGAUGCGGAGAACGACUCCAUGGCCAAGAUAGCGGAGCUGGAGAAGCAGCUGAGCCAGGCGCGGCGAGAGCUGGAGGCGCUGCGGGAGCAGCUCAGCCCGCCGCGGCCGCCCAGCCCGCCGACCCCGCAGCCACAGGAGUGCUACCGGCUGGCGCUGGAGCGGCGGCUGGUGGAGCUGGAGGAGAAGGGGUUAGUGCAGAUCCUGCGUGGGCCCGAUGGAGACGUCGCCAUCGAAAUUGUCCCCGUCGUCAUAGAAACUACAGCAGCCCCCGUGGUAACCGGAGAGGCCACCGCCACCAGCACAGAUACUCCGGCUCCAGCUCCAUCUCCUGCCCCAGCACCUGCUGCCCCACCACCACCCUCACCACCACCCCCCCCGCCGCUGCCUGGGGCUGAGCCUGGGCCCCCCGUGCCCCCUGCCCCCCCACUGCCCACAGGCAUCACGCCCCCCCCAGCCCCUCCACUGCCAGGUGCCCAGGUACCCCCACCACCCCCACCGCUCCCUGGGGGCCCGGAGGGCCCUGUGCCACCGCCACCACCACCCCCACCACUCGGUGGGCAGCCCCAUGCUGGGCCAGGUGCCCCCCCCACUGCCAACGGUUCAGUGAAGGUGAAGAAGCCGAUCCAGACCAAGUUCCGCAUGCCUGUAUUUAACUGGGUUGCACUGAAACCGAGCCAGAUCGACGGCACCGUCUUCACCGAGCUCAACGAUGAGAAAGUGCUGCAGGAGUUGGACAUGAGUGAUUUUGAGGAGCAGUUCAAGACCAAAGCGCAAGGCCCCGGCCUGGACAUCAGUGCCCUAAAGGUGAAGGCCACACAGAAAGCUCCCAGCAAGGUCACGCUCAUGGAGUCCAACAGGGCCAAGAACCUGGCCAUCACACUUCGCAAAGGCGGCCGCAGCAUCCAGGACAUCUGCACAGCCAUUGAGACGUACGACCAGCAGGCGCUGAGCCUCGAUUUCCUGGAGCUGCUGCUGCGCUUCCUGCCCACUGAGUACGAGCGGACGCUCAUCGGGAAGUUCGAGCGGGAGCAGCAGCCUGCGGAGGAGCUCUCGGAGGAGGACCAGUUCAUGAUCCGCUUCAGCAAGAUCCCGCGCCUGGCCGAGCGCAUGAACGUCAUGAUCUUCCUGGGCAACUUCAGCGACACGGCCCAGCUGCUCAUGCCGCAACUCAACGCCAUCAUCGCCGCCUCCAUGUCCCUCAAGUCCUCCAGCAAGCUGCGCAACAUCCUCGAGAUCGUCCUGGCCUUUGGGAACUACAUGAACAGCAGCAAGCGUGGGGCAGCCUAUGGCUUCCGCCUGCAGAGCCUCGAUGCGCUGCUGGAGAUGAAAUCAACAGACCGUAAGCAGACACUGCUGCAUUACCUGGUGCGGGUGAUCACAGAGAAGUACCCUGAGCUGACCGGCUUCCACACCGAGCUGCAUUUUCUUGACAAGGCGGGCACAGUGUCCCUGGACGGCGUGUUGCAGGACGUGCGGAGCCUGCAGCAGGGCAUGGAGCUCACCCGCAAGGAGUUCAUGCGGCAGGACGACAGCCUCGUGCUCAAGGAGUUCCUCAAGGCCAACACGGAGCUGAUGGAGAAGCUGCAAGCCGACAGCAAAACUGCCAAGGAGGCCUAUGAGUCAGCCGUGGAAUACUUUGGGGAGAACCCCAAGACCAGUCCCCCCACUACUUUCUUCCCCAUGUUCAUGCGCUUCAUCAGAGCCUACAAGAAAGCAGAGCAGGACAUCGAGCUGUGGAAGAAACAAGAGGCUGCGGCCAAGGAGGCAGAGUCCGGCCGCCCCGGCAGUGAGGAGCAGCUUGACCUGAAGUCACCAUUCCAGAAAGCCAAGCGGCAGCAGAUGGACAUGAUUGCUGAGCUGAAGAAGAAGCAGAUGGUGAAGGAGCCGCUCAUUUAUGAAGGCAAAGACGGGGCCAUCGAGGACAUUAUUUCAGAUCUGCGGAACAACCCGUACCGGCGUGCAGACAAGGGCCGCGGCAGCGCCAAGAAGCGGGCGGCGGGGCAGAGCCUGCAGGCUACGCCAGACAUCUCGCUGUGAGGGGAACC